AUGCUCGUCCGCCAACAUCGCACAUCUGUGCUUACGCCAUAUCUCCUCAUUUCAGGGCCUGGCUUCGAUGUGAUCGGACUAGCAUUGUCGAUGUACCUCGAGCUACGAGUCAGCAUUGACCGGACCGCGCAAAUAACCCCCGACAAGCCCCUCAACUGCACGGUAAGCUAUUCGGGCGUUGGGGCUGAGGACAUCGACCUGAACCCAGAAAACAACCUGUUGACCCGAACGGCACUGUAUGUCCUACGCUGCCACAACCAGCAUGAUUUCCCGACACAGACCUCCGUGCACAUUCACAACCCCAUCCCACUUGGCCGAGGGCUGGGCUCUUCUGGAGCCGCCGUCGUGGCAGGCGUACUCUUGGGAAACAUCGUCGGCGACCUCAAGCUCUCUAAGCCCAGACUCCUCGACUUCUGCCUGAUGGUCGAGCGACAUCCGGAUAACGUCGCCGCAGCACUGUAUGGGGGAUUUGUAGGUACCUACCUCAACGAGCUCGACCCCGAGGACAUGGCGCGCAAGGAGGUUCCACUAUCAGAAGUCCUUCCACAGCCUGCCGGCGGCGUUGACACGGGGUUGACACCACCCAUCCCGCCCGAGAAUAUAGGCCAUUAUCGUCGAUUUAACUGGGCAAAGGAGAUUAAGGCGGUAGCCAUCAUCCCGAAUUUCGAAGUCAGUACAGCCAAAGCGAGAGAAGUACUGCCCAAGUCCUACUCAAGGCAAGACAUGAUCUUCAAUCUCCAGCGCCUCGCACUUCUGACGACAGUCCUGUCCGACAGCCCUCCCGACCCAGAUCUGAUAUACUCAGCAAUGCAAGAUAAAAUCCACCAGCCUUAUCGAAAGACACUGAUCCCCGCGCUGCCCGCCAUACUGUCCUCGAUGUCGCCCAAGACGCACAAAGGCCUGUUAGGAAUCUGUCUUUCUGGCGCGGGGCCGACAAUCCUCGCGCUGGCGACUGAGAACUUCGAGGCCAUCGCCAAUGUCAUCAUGGCGAGGUUCAAGGAAGAAGGAAUCACGUGUGAAUGGUUGACUCUGGAACCCGCUGAGGAUGGCGCUACAGUCCAAGAGGUAUCCGGCGACGUUGCUAGCUACCUGAAGAGCAAAGAGUAA
Molecule: messenger RNA, 1107 nt
Organism: Exophiala aquamarina CBS 119918
Lineage: Eukaryota; Fungi; Ascomycota; Eurotiomycetes; Chaetothyriales; Herpotrichiellaceae
Product: homoserine kinase
Exons: 3
Coding region: 1-1107 (368 amino acids)
Biological process (GO): L-threonine metabolic process
Molecular function (GO): homoserine kinase activity; ATP binding
Source: RefSeq, a predicted model, not a curated record